This is a messenger RNA of Arabis nemorensis, 1569 nucleotides long. NCBI's taxonomy places the organism in Eukaryota, Viridiplantae, Streptophyta, Magnoliopsida, Brassicales, Brassicaceae. The record is from the annotation of a GenBank genome assembly.
AUGGAUUCUUGUUGCUACCUUGGCUUGAAGACAAACAGUGUAUUGCCUAAGGACAGUUUAAAGAAUGUAGAGAACAAGUUUUGGGGUGGUGAGAAGAUCAAAGGAAGCUUCUUUAAACGUCUUGCUUCAGAUUCAAGUUCCAAGAGGUCCAGAAAUCGAAAGCUGAGGCCCGGUGUUGCUUACGCGGUUGCUACUUCAAAGAAUGCUAAAGAGGCUUUGUCAAUACAGCCUUCGAUGUUCCAGAGAAGAAAAGCAGAUCCAAAAAAUGUGGCUGCAAUCAUUCUAGGUGGAGGCGAUGGAGCUAAACUCUUUCCUCUUACAAAGCGAGCAGCAACACCAGCUGUUCCUGUUGGCGGAUGCUAUCGGAUGAUCGAUAUCCCGAUGAGUAAUUGCAUCAACAGUUGCAUAAACAAGAUUUUUGUGUUGACUCAGUUUAACUCGGCUUCCCUCAAUCGCCAUUUGGCUCGUACUUAUUUCGGAAAUGGCAUAAACUUUGGAGAUGGUUUCGUUGAGGUUCUAGCUGCUACUCAAACUCCUGGUGAAGCGGGGAAGAAGUGGUUUCAAGGAACAGCAGAUGCUGUGAGAAAGUUUCUUUGGGUGUUUGAGGAUGCUAAGAACAGGAACAUUGAGGAUAUUAUUAUCUUGUCUGGAGAUCAUCUCUAUAGAAUGAACUAUAUGAACUUUGUUCAGUACCAUGUCGAUAAUAACGCGGAUAUUACUCUUUCGUGCGCUCCAGUUGGUGAGAGUCGUGCAUCGGACUAUGGGCUAGUGAAUAUUGAUCGAAGCCGGCGUGUAGUCCAUUUCUCUGAGAAACCAACUGGCAUCAAUCUGAAAUCAAUGCAAACCGAUACUACUAUGAUUGGACUGUCUCAGCAAGAAGCAGCAAAAUCUCCAUACAUUGCAUCAAUGGGAGUUUAUUGUUUCAAAACCGAAGCUUUGCUGAAGCUUCUGACUCAUUGUUAUCCGAGUUCCAAUGACUUUGGAUCUGAGAUUAUUCCUGCAGCUAUAAGAGAUCACAAUGUUCAAGGAUACAUUUACAGAGACUAUUGGGAAGAUAUUGGAACUAUAAAGAGCUUCUACGAAGCUAAUCUUGCUCUUGUCGAGGAGCAUCCAAAGUUUGAGUUUUACGAUGAGGAUACGCCUUUCUACACUUCUCCUCGGUUUCUACCACCCACCAAAACGGAGAAAUGCCGUAUUAUAGAUUCGAUAAUCUCGCACGGAUGUUUCUUGGGAGAAUGCAGCAUCCAACGUUCCAUCAUUGGCGAAAGGUCACGUCUUGAUUUUGGUGUUGAGCUUCAGGAUACACUAAUGUUAGGAGCUGAUAGUUACCAAACCGAAUCUGAGAUCGCGUCUCUGCUCGCGGAAGGAAAUGUUCCAAUAGGCAUUGGCAAAGAUACAAAGAUCAGGAAAUGCAUCAUUGACAAGAAUGCAAAGAUCGGUAAAAACGUGAUGAUCUUGAACAAAGAUGAUGUGCAAGAAGCUGAUAGGCCAGAGGAAGGAUUCUACAUUCGAUCCGGGAUCACUGUGAUUGUCGAAAAAGCCACCAUUAAAGACGGAACUGUAAUAUGA